Glycine soja is the source of this 1522-nucleotide messenger RNA. RefSeq names its product sirohydrochlorin ferrochelatase, chloroplastic. Gene Ontology annotation, molecular function: lyase activity. The record is from RefSeq and is a predicted model, not a curated record. The transcript is spliced from 8 exons. NCBI's taxonomy places the organism in Eukaryota, Viridiplantae, Streptophyta, Magnoliopsida, Fabales, Fabaceae. The coding region runs from base 570 to 1205 and encodes 211 amino acids.
ACCAAAAAUAAGACUUUAUUCAGUGUUCACAAAGUUUUUCCUUUCUCCUUGCAUACCAACUGUUUGAUUCACGUCUUGUAAGCACUUGUCAUCACUUAAUCCACCCUGAAAGAGGAUAUUUCAACCCACUCCUUCCUUAUAUUGUUUCGUUGCCAGGAAUAAAGACUUGAGAAUCAAACUCUUUAUCUCUCCACAGACAAAUAAACCAUCAAAACCUUCAUCUUUCUGCUUCUUGGAAACAUGAAGCUGUUUAAUUAGAAUCUAACGGGACAGGUCGGGAGCGGGUUUAGCUCCCUCUAUCUCCAUCCUUGCAAAAGAUGGGACAGGUUUGGGGUCGGGUUUACAAGACACGAGGAUAAAAAAUUUAAACUCUACCCUUGGGAUCCUGCCUCAUAGUUGGCUUCUUAAUAUGUUUCUGACUUGGUUUUAGUAAGGAUUCACCUUUUCUUAUAUCAGUUGGUGGAAACUAUAAAUUGUGGCUGGAGUUGGAUAGGAACGGAGCAGAACAGAACUAUAGUAUCUCAUCUCUCUUGAUAGUAGAAGUGGUGCUGACUUUCUUGUGAUCAGUGAUGCUGGUGAAAUCUCUCUCACUUCAUUCUCAUGCCUUCUCAAGUUGCAGUUUUUCUGCAAGUGAAAUUGGAACAAACCCAAGUUGGGUUCCCUUAAAGUCCUUAAAUAGCCUCUGCUGUUCCUCCAAGCCUAGAAAGUUAUGCAGAUUUUUGUGUCUGAGCACUCAAAAUGGUGGCUUCAGAGAAAACUCUGGUGAAGUUGGACUUGGAGAUGCAGUGAUAAUUGUGGAUCAUGGCUCGCGUCGCAAAGAGUCAAAUCUCAUGCUUAAUGAAUUUGUGGAGAUGUUUAAGCAUAAAACUGGGUAUGAGAUUGUGGAACCUGCUCAUAUGGAAUUAGCAGAACCAUCAAUAAGAGAUGCUUUUCAAUCUUGCGUUGAACAAGGUGCUCAUCGCAUUAUUGUUAGUCCCUUUUUUCUCUCUCCUGGAAGGCAUUGGACUCAGGAUAUUCCUUCCUUAAGUGCAGAGGCAGCAAAGGAACACCCAGAUGUGUCAUACAUUGUAACUGCACCCCUUGGAUUACAUGAACUACUUGUGGAUGUUGUGAAUGAUAGAAUCAAACAUUGCUUAAAGCAUGUGGCUGGAGAUGCAGAUGAGUGUUCAGUUUGUUCUGGGACUGGUAAAUGCAGGCUCUAUUAAUUUGUGAAACUAGAUUGUUUUGGAUGCUAUUAAAUGAGGCUGGAAGUCGAGGAAUCUGUAAAUUGGGUUGCAACUGUUCUGAAGUUGUUAUUACGACGCACUUGAACUUUGCUUCAUGUUUGGUUCGACGUGACUUCUUGAGGAGCUUCGUUUAUGUUUCUUACUCCAAGUUGUAUCAGUAUUUAACAUUAAUGUUGAGGUUUCGCUUACCCAUUUGCAAAUCAUCAAGAAACUACCCAUCUUUCUCUCUAUUUAUUUGUGAUUUGUGUCAAAAUAAAUAAAUGAAAUGAAAUUAAGAAUCUGCCUUAUUUGCUCGA